This is a messenger RNA of Closterium sp. Yama58-4, 6948 nucleotides long. NCBI's taxonomy places the organism in Eukaryota, Viridiplantae, Streptophyta, Zygnematophyceae, Desmidiales, Closteriaceae. The record is from the annotation of a GenBank genome assembly.
AUGCACCUUGCUCCGUCUUCCUUCCCUGCACAACAAACCAACACUCCCACGGGCUACAUCCCCCUCGCCCCGCCUCCCUCUGCUUUCCCCCACCCCGUUCCCCCUUCAACCCCCCGCCUCUCUCCUUCUUUUAUCCACCCCCCCUCUCCCUCCCCUCUUCCUUCCCCUUCCCAACGAUUCACGGCAGGGUCUGGUCUGUUUUCCCCGUCGUUCGGAGAGGCUCUGGAGCAGCAUGAGUCAGCAGAGGUGCUGCUGCUGCUGUGCCGCAUACUGCAGGGCCGGCAGGGCAGGCGAGGGGAGAGUGGGGGAAAGGCGCUGCAUCGCUGGCUGGAAGGAGGGGGCGGGGGGGCGGGGCGAGGGCGGGAGGAUGAGCUGUCACGGCAGCUUAGUGACAUCGUGCAUGUGGAUGUGGUCGGCGACCUUUGUCUUAUCUGGUCAACCGAUGUGUGCCAUGAAACGCUCAAGCAGGUAAGUGCAGGCCAUGGCUGCGACGCAUAUCCGCGCACCUCGCCUGCUACUCGGCCGCCUACCUGCACUACUGCGCUCUGCACCAGUACACAUGCUCCUCACCUCGCCUGCGCGUGCCUGCUGCUGUGCAGCAGCCCGGGAUACACUGGUGGCGCGCCCCUUCAGGUAUGGCUGGCUGGCUUAGUGACACCUUCCAAUCCAAUUCAGCACCCUGUUCUCCUUCCACUCCCACGUGCCAGCUCACACCAUGCGUUCCCCCUGCUCCCUCUCUUUCACCUCCCAGAAGCAGCCACCGUGGGGGCAGGGAACGCAUCAGACGCAGUGACACCACCCAAGUUCAUAACGUUACAGCCUGCCAUGGCACUCGCGCUGCUGGCGCAGGGAUCAGGUGCGCUCAGCGGUGCGCUGAGCCACGUGCCCUUUGAGGUCAACGCGGAGGAGCGCGCUGCUGUCACCUGCCCCUCCAGCCUCGUCCUGCAUGGCCGCUCUGGCACGGGCAAGACAACAGUCAUACUCCACCGAGUUCUGCACCUGGACCGCCUCUUCCGCGUCUCCGCCCUCCCUCCCCACCUGCUCCUCGGACAGCCUUCUCCUGCCAACGCUUCAAGCACCGCGGAGGGUGACGGCACCGUGAGCAGUGGUGUGGGGGCAGGGAGCAGGGGGGGCGGGUUGCGGCAGGUGGUGGUGACUCGGAGCCUGCACCUGUGCGCGUCCAUUCAGACUGAGCUCGUGAAGGCUGCACGUUGUGUGGCGCUCAUGAGUGCGUUUCGUUUCAUCGCAUGUGCCUUUUUCGGUGUGGUUGCGGCGAGGAGGGGGUCUGGAACUCCCUGCAAAACCCAAGUGCCUUGUGUCUCCCUCCCCCGUCCGCCAUACCAUGCUACCACCAUCACCAGGGCGAUUGCAGCUCUGGAUGCUUUCCAAGCCGGCUCACCCCCGCCACUCCCCCACGCGGGUCAACGCGCGCACGGAGCACAGGCAGCUGUUGCAACAACCGGUCAAAGCGUACUGCACAGCAGCGUGGGCAGCAGCGGCGGCAGCGGCAGUGGCAGCGGCAGCGGCAGCGGCAGCAGUGGCAGGCUGUUAAUGCGAGAGGACCUGGAGAGCGCUCUAAUGGGGGGCCUCCCGCCGUGCAUCGCCGCCAUUCCGCCCACCGCGUUCCCCCUCGCGCUCACCCUCUCCAAGCUGCUGCGCCUGCUGGACGCGUCCGUGACACGCCCCUUCCUGCUCGCCACGCGACGCCGGCGCCGGCAGGAGAAGGCGAGGCAGCGCCUGGUGCUGGCGAUUGGCGUGAGCGGGCGGGGCGUGAGGCAGGCGUGGGAGGAGGGGCAGGUUGAGGGCGCGUGGAGCGGCCGCGUUGAGAAGGAGCGCUCGCACAUCAAAGGCAGCCUCCAGGCGCUGCACUCACCGCAGGGGCACGUGGGCGAGGAGGAGUACGUGGGGGGCAUGGUGGGCAGCAACGAGCGCACGAGUGGCAUGAGAGGGGCGGACCGGCAGGCGGUGUAUGAUGUGUUCCGGGCAUAUGAGAGGAGGAAGAGGCGGCAGGGCGAGUAUGACUGCGCGGACCUCGUGGGUUAUCUGCACCGCGAGGUGCGGCGCAUGCGGGCGAGCAACGAGCCGUGGUGGGCUGUGGAGGAUGCCGUUGCCAUGGGUGGUGCAUCCAACAGGGGUGCUAGUCACAAUGGGGCCAGUCGUCGCACCACUGUUGGAUGCACCACCAUUGGCAGUGUGCCUGUGCCGUCACAACCGUCGCAUGCAUCACAGCCCAGCGGGUGCGUGGGUGCUGUGUUUGACUGUGUGGCGGUGGAUGAGGUGCAGGACCUCACACAGGCGCAGCUCGCGCUGCUGCCGCUGCUCUGCUCCAACGUUGCGUCUGGCUUUGUGCUCGCGGGCGACACGGCCCAGUCCAUCGCUCAUGGCGUUGACUUCCGCUUUGAAGACCUUGCUCGGGUGGUUUAUAGCGAGUUUCUGAAUAAAGGGGAUGAGUGCGGCAGGGGUGGGGGGGGAAGAGGGGAUUUAAAGCUCGUGCGCAACUACCGCACUCACAACGGAGUGCUGCGCGUCGCAAACAGCGUCGUGCAGCUUCUGAAAAGCUUCUUCCCGCUGUCCAUAGACCGGCUGCACGAGGAGUUGAGUACGGUGGAGGGGUGCAAGCCGGUGCUGGCGGCAGUUUCCUCGACAUGGAAGGACCAGCUCGCUCAGGGCUUGCCUCUCAGCGCCACUCAGGCCAUCAUAGUGCGCAGCACGGAGGAGAAGAGCGCCAUGGCUGGUCAAUUCAAAGUGAAGCCGGUGGUCCUCACUGUCGAGGAGUGCAAGGGACUCGAGUUUGAGGACGUGCUACUUUUCAACUUCUUCACCUCUCUGCACUCCACGGCACCCUGGCAUCUCGUGUACACCUACAUGCGCAGCACCGGCCUCUCACCUCCUCGCGGUGCUGGCCUGCCUUGUGGCUGCAGCACCAAGGGCCAUAGCAGCUGCAGUCUCUGCACUCUGGAUGACCUCAGGCACUGGUCGCUCUGCUCCGAGCUAAAGCAGCUGUACGUGGCAGUGACAAGAGCCAAGCAGAGGCUGUGGGUGCUGGAGGAGGUGGGGGCAGGCGAGCACACGCCCAUGGGAGACCUGUGGGCGGCAAUGGGCAUCGUGGCAGUGAAAGGGGAGAGGGAGGUGUGCCCGGAGUCUGUGAAGCGCGCGUCCAGUGAGAAGGACUGGAAGGCGCUUGGCUUUACUGUUGUGGCUCUGCUCGUCUUGAUGCUUCUCUCUGCUGCAUCUCAUGUCUUCAACGCCACGUCAUAUCUCUCCCCUCUGGCCCCCCUGCUCCUCUUGCUUCCACUACUUGCCUUGCUGCGACCUCAUAUCCUCUAUGCUGCGUCUUCCACAUGGUACUCCCCCACAUGGUACUCCCCCACAUGGUACUCCCCCACAUGGUACUCCCCCACAUGGUGCUCCCCCACAUGGUGCUCCCCCACAUGGUACUCCCCCACAUGGUACUCCCCCACAUGGUACUCCCCCACAUGGUACUCCCCCACAUGGUACUCCCCCACAUGGUACUCCCCCACAUGGUACUCCCCCACAUGGUACUCCCCCACAUGGUACUCCCCCACAUGGUACUCCCCCACAUGGUACUCCCCCACAUGGUACUCCCCCACAUGGUGCUCCCCCACAUGGUACUCCCCCACAUGGUACUCCCCCACAUGGUACUCCCCCACAUGGUACUCCCCCACAUGGUGCUCCCCCACAUGGUGCUCCCCCACAUGGUACUCCCAACCCAACCCAUGGUCCGCAUUCUUUGAAAGAGGCGAUUAUGAGGCAGCUCGGGCGAGCUUCGAGCGGGCGGGAGACAAGGACAACGCGUGCUUUGCUCAAGCCACAAUGUACUAUGAGGCGGGCAUGGGGCGCGCAGCACAGCCAUCCGCAGCAGCCAUUGCUGUAUCAACCUCCUCUGCUGCGUCAGCCUCGUCUGCGCUGGCCCCAGUGCUCCCGGACCUCUCUCUGCUGUCCUGCACCGAGUUGCUCCUGGCGGCGGCUCGUUGUUUUGAGGGCAUCAGGAGGGGCUUGGAGGCGGGUCGUGCGUAUGGCAAGGCUGGGUGCUAUGAGGAAGCAGCACGUGCCUAUCUCUCGCUCUGCCAACCUCCUGACCACGCCAGCGCUGCACGGUGCUUCGAAAAGCUACGCAGGUUCGCCGAAGCAUCUGACUGCUACAACGCGUUGGGUGAUAGACCCACCGCCCUCGCUGCAUGCCUACGUGGCAGCAUCUUCGCCAAGGGCCUCUCACUGCUCGACAGCUGGCAGGCAGUGGCGUCUCACCAGGCCACGUCAGCACCGGCAUCUCACGGUGCAAGUGAGUCCAGCUCAGCAUCUGCAGGGCCAGAGAGUGGAAAUUUGUCUCACUUGAGGCAUUGGUAUGUGGAGGAAUGUGCAAGGAGGCUGGGAGACCGCGGCGAGUAUGGUGAGAUGAUGGGGUAUGUGCACCUGCUGCCGGAAUUGCACGACAAGCGCGCGUUUCUAGAGAGAGAGCGGCAUUUGAGGGAGCUGGCAGCUCUGGAGGAGCAGGAGGGCGAGGUGAGGCGAGUGCCGGGUAUACUGCUGAGAGCGGGGAUGCUGCUGGAGGCAUGCACUCACUUGUGGAACAGGGGUUGGCCGGGGCAGGCCCUGGUGGCCUUUGUGCGGCACCUGCAGUGGCGGGUGAAUGCGGCGGGACUAGGGGCGUGGGCGGUGGGGAUGAGGAGGGGGGCAGGGGGCAGCAGUGAGGGGGAGGGGAGGGGCGUGGCGCAGAGCACGUUGAGCAGAGAGGAGGUGGCGAUGGCUCGGCGGCUGCGGGUCAUUGAGCCGGAGAGUUUGGAGUUUGCAGACAGGGUGGAGUGCGAGGGGUGUGACCUGGCGUGGGCCAAGGUGGAGAUGAGCGUGCUGCUGUUCGUGAUUGACCUUCACUCUGAUGUUGCUGAUAAUGCUGAUGAUUCCGAUGGUUCUUCUACUGCUGCUGCUUCUGCUGCUGCUGGUGCUGAUGGUGGGAUCAGUGGCAAAGCGGGUUGUCCGGAUAGGCGUGUGUCAGAAGCUACAGACCAAGGGGCGGGGAGUGCGGCUGUGUGUGCAUCUUGUGUGGAGCUGGGCCGAGCAAAGAGUGUGGAAAGGGAAGCUCGCGUGUCGCAAGCGUGGAUGACGGUAAGCCGAGGUCAGAUGCUUUCAGCAGGGCGCAUGGAGAUAGGCCCUCAGAGCGCUGCUGCCAGCAGUGGAGAGAGCAGGUUCAGGGGCGUGGAGGGACAGAUGGUGGUGAAGGGGUUGAGCAAGGCGGAGUUGAGAGAGGUGGAGGAGCUGUGGGACGGGGGAGGUGGCGUGCUGCGGAAGGGCUCGGAGCAGGUGUGGCGAGAGAGGCGGGCGGAGAGCAACGACAUGGAGCAGAGGGAGUGCAGGGGUGGUGGGCAGAAGGGGCGUGUGCAGUGGAAGGGGGUGGAGCUGCUGCGAGCAGAGCUGAUGCUCGCUUACACCGGGCUGCAGGAGUCUCUGCACUUGCUGCAGUGGGGGCAGCGCUGCCUGCUGCACUACCUGGAGGAGCAUAUUUCAGCUGAGCCCCACAGCCAUUGCACCUGCCCCGAACCUGCUGCUCACGCGUCUCAGCCUGCUGCCAACGCAACAGCAGCGGCUACAGCGUCAACGGAUGCAUUAGCCAGUCGUGGUGUCACAAUAUCAACUGCAGCAGCAGCAGCAGCAGCAGCAGCAGCAGCAGCAGCUCUGCAGCCGUGCAAUCUCCCCCUGCCGUCCCUCUCUCUUCUCCACCACAAGGUGGCUCUCUGGUGGUGGCGGUGGGCUCGCAGGCUGGCCGCCCUGCUGCCCGCGCUGCAUCAUCUGCACAUCCACUCCAUGCUUGAAUCAGACUCCCACCUGCCCCACCUGCACGCCCUCUUCUCCCUCCUCUCCACCACCUUCCACCGCCACAUCCUCUCCUCCUCUUCCCCCUCCUGCCAGAUCGACGACAUGGGGUUGGCGUGGGCGCGUGGGAAGAAGGCAGAGAGGCUGUCAACCACAGGGCGGAGCGGGAAGAUGGAGGGGAAGCAAGCUGUGAAGGCGGUGAAAGGGGUGUGGGAGAAGGAGUUUGAGAAGCGAUUGGAGGACACGAGGCGAGUGGUGUUUGAUGGGGUUCAGCUGUGCUCCUGUGCACUCAUAAGCUGCUCUGACAAGGUCGCUAUGGCCAUGUGCAAGCAUCAUGUGUCCACUGCUUCUGAACCACCACUCUCUCUGCAUCAGACACCCUUCCUCUGCUUCCCAUGCCCCUCUCUGCUCACCCCCUUUCGCACCCUCUUUCUCCUCUCUGAACCCUUCCUCUCGCUACUCCCUGUCACCACACUGUCCUGCUCACGCUCUGCCUUCUUCCAGCCCUGCUUUCUCACUCCCACUCACAGCCUCCUCACCUCCCUCCUUCUCCAUCCAAGUCCUUCCUCCACGCACUCUCGCCUCCAUGCCCACCUCCACCUCACGCUCCUUCACCUCAAAGCUUCCCUCGCAGCCCUGCUGCUGCUGCUGCCAGACAAUCCACUGGAGAAGCGCGUUUCAAAGGAGAAACGAGCUGGCAGUGCUGAGGAGGGGAGUGGCGGAGCUGAAGGGGCGGGGAGAAGUGGAGGCAGGGGCGGGUGUGGUGGGAGCUGUGGUGAGGGUGAAGGCAAAGAAGUCGUGGGACAUGAGAAUGGAGAGGGUGUGGCCUGGACCACACAUGGGGCACCCGUGGGGAAUACAGCAGGGCAGCGUUUGGUUGGUGCAGUGCCGCAUGGUGCAUGUACGGAGGAGACUGCUGGGCUUUCAGAGGAAGAGGUGUGGCGCGUCACGCAGCUCCUGCUUGUGACUACAGUCAACGCCGUUCCCGAUCCUCACAACCCUUUAUACUUGAAGGAGCGGUUUGGCAGCUUGAAGGGAAACCCUCUCAUGGCAAUCACUCUCAACAGCUUCUUUGAAUCACUCAGCACACGAGCAUUGCUGUUCCUGCCAUCAGCCUAG